Molecule: messenger RNA, 2257 nt
Organism: Zea mays
Lineage: Eukaryota; Viridiplantae; Streptophyta; Magnoliopsida; Poales; Poaceae
Exons: 4
Coding region: 76-2094 (672 amino acids)
Biological process (GO): cell surface receptor signaling pathway; protein ubiquitination
Molecular function (GO): protein binding; ubiquitin-protein transferase activity
Source: RefSeq, marked validated
CCCUCUGACUAGUCACUAGCCGACCGCGCGGGAAGCGGUCCGGUUCACGACUUCACGCCGCUGGCUCCCCUCGCCAUGGCCGGGGACCGCGGCCGCGGGGCCGCGGAGAGGGUGGAUGCUGCCGUGGGGGCGGUGGGAUCCGGUGGCUGGGAGUUCCGGAACGCGUACAGGCGCCAGCUGCUGGCUCUGUCGCGGCGGAUCCGGCUCCUCGGCCCCUUCGCCGAGGAGCUGCGGGAGGCACGCCGGGGGUCCGCGGAGCAGGAGGAGCAGGAGCGGGCGCUGGCGCCUCUCGCCGACGCGCUGGAGGAGGCACUCGACCUGCUCCAGCUCGGCCGCGACGGCAGCAGGAUAUUCCUGGUCCUUGAUAGGGAUGAAGUAAUGAAGAAGUUCCAUGAAUCAAUUGCUCAGCUGGAGCAAGCCCUGUGCGAUUUUCCAUAUGAUAAACUGGAUAUAUCUGAUGAAGCUAGAGAGCAGGUUGAGUUAGUGCAUGCACAGCUCAAAAGAGCCAAAGAGCGGGUCGACAUGCCCGAUGACGAGUUCUACAACGAAUUAUGUUCGCUGUAUAACAAGAGCCACGACCCAAGUGCUGAGUUGGAUAUCCUUGGGAGAUUGUCGGAGAAGUUACACCUGACGACCAUCGCUGAUCUCACGCAAGAAUCACUUGCUUUGCACGAGAUGGUGGCAUCUGGUGGUGGCAACGAUCCUGGAGAACACAUUGAGAAAAUGUCGAUGCUGCUGAAGAAGAUCAAGGACUUUGUGCAGACUCAGAACCCUGAAACGGGCCCGCUGGUGACUGCCAAGCCAAUGGGUUCCAACGGGAAGCCAAGACCUGUAAACGUUCCUGACGAGUUCCGGUGCCCAAUCUCUCUUGAGCUGAUGAAAGACCCGGUUAUCGUUGCUACUGGCCAGACAUACGAGCGGGCAUUGAUCGAGAAAUGGCUAGCUUCCGGGCACCAUACCUGUCCAAGCACUCAACAAAGGAUGCCAAACACGACGCUGACACCGAACUAUGUUCUCAGAAGCCUUAUCACGCAGUGGUGUGAGGCCAACGGGAUCGAUCCACCGAAGCGCCCGACGCAGCAGCCUGACAGACCUACAUCUUCAUGCUCUUCGAGCGAGCGCGCCAGCAUCGACGCUCUCCUCUCCAAGCUAUGCUCCGCAGAUCCCGAGGAACAGAGAUCGGCUGCCGCAGAGCUCCGGCUCCUAGCGAAGCGGAACGCGAACAACCGGAUCUGCAUCGCCGAGGCCGGUGCCAUCCCCUUGCUACUGAGCCUCCUGUCUUCGUCUGACCUGCAGACGCAGGAGCACGCCGUGACGGCGCUUCUGAACCUCUCCAUACACGAGGACAACAAGGCGAGCAUCAUACUGUCCGGCGCUGUCCCGGGCAUAGUUCAUGUCCUCAAGAACGGAAGCAUGGAGGCACGGGAGAACGCUGCGGCCACACUCUUCAGCCUAUCGGUGGUGGACGAAUACAAGGUCACGAUCGGGGGCACAGGAGCCAUCCCUGCCCUCGUGGUCUUGCUGAGCGAGGGCAGGCAGCGCGGGAAGAAGGACGCGGCGGCUGCCCUAUUCAACCUGUGCAUCUACCAGGGGAACAAGGGCCGCGCCAUACGGGCUGGCCUCGUGCCACUCGUCAUGGGGCUCGUGACGAACCCCACCGGAGCUCUGCUGGACGAGGCCAUGGCGAUCCUGUCGAUACUGUCCAGCCACCCCGAGGGCAAGGCCGCGAUCGGGGCGGCGGAGCCCGUCCCCGUCCUCGUGGAGAUGAUCGCGGGUGGGUCGCCGAGGAACAGGGAGAACGCUGCCGCCGUGAUGCUGCACCUGUCCGCCAGCGUGCGGCAGUCCGCGCAUCUGGCUCGGGCGCAGGAGUGCGGCAUCAUGGCCCCGCUGCGGGAGCUGGCACUGAAUGGCACGGGGAGGGGGAAGAGGAAGGCCGUGCAGCUGCUCGAGCGGAUGAGCAGGUUCCUGGUCCAGCAGCAGGAGGACGCGGUGGAUCCACGUGUGCAGGAGCUGGAGGAGAUCGAGCGCCAGCUUGCCGCCUUUGGACCUGGCGUUACGGAGGCUGAUGUCCUUCAACAGUUGGGGGCUCUUUAACCUAUGGUACAUUUUUCACUAUGAUACUACUAUACUUAUAUAGAAAAGUUCUAGCGGCGGACUUUAUUAUCAGUAAAAUCUCAGUUCUAGCUACUGAAUGUUAGCGUGGGUUUCGGAUUUCAAGAUUUUUAUGGCCAUGCGUGUAUAUGCAUUUGCGAUUUUG